This is a messenger RNA of Salvia hispanica, 917 nucleotides long. The record is from RefSeq and is a predicted model, not a curated record. Lineage: Eukaryota; Viridiplantae; Streptophyta; Magnoliopsida; Lamiales; Lamiaceae.
GUUGAUUUUUGAAAAAAACACAAACAAAGGGUUGUUGAUGUUCGAUUUUGAGGUUUAAAAGGUUAAAGUUCGAUCAUUUAAGCUAUUGAUUGUUGAGGUAAAUUUUUUAAUGAUCAAGAAUACAUAAGAAUCUGAUGGUUGAUAUGGUAACGUUUAAGCCAUCAGGCGAUCCAUUAUAUUUAGUUGGAGUCGCAGUAUAAUUUGGCCAAACUUGAUGCAGUUCGAAAUUUAUGUUUGUUUUAGAUGAAGUACAGCCUCCUGCCAACUGGGAAAAGGUCAUUGAAGGAAUUCGCAAAAUGAGGUCUUCUGAAGAUGCACCUGUGGACUCGAUGGGGUGUGAGAAAGCCGGUGUUUCACUUCCUCCCAAGGAAAGAAGAUUUGCAGUUCUCAUUUCUUCUCUAUUGUCGAGCCAAGCGAAAGAUCAAGUUACUCACGGAGCUAUUCAACGGCUUCUUCAAAACGAUUUGCUUUCAGCUGAAGCCAUCGACAAAGCUGAUGAAGGUGUCAUCAAGGAACUAAUUCACCCCGUCGGAUUCUAUUCCAGAAAAGCAUGCAACAUGAAAAAAGUCGCAAAAAUCUGUCUCGACAAGUACGAUGGAGAUAUCCCCAGUACAUUAGACGAGGUAGGUUUCGGGCAGACUGUGUGCACUCCUCUUAGACCGCGUUGUGGGAUAUGCAAGAUAAGUGAUUAUUGCCCGUCGGCCUUCAAAGAGACACCUAGCCCGUCGUCCACACCGACGAAAAAACGAGCAUUGAUAGAGUAGUUGCACUAAGGAUUUAUGUCACUCAAUUGUUUUGUUGGGCCUUCUUGCAAUUGUAUGUUGUGAAUGAGAAGGUAAUGUAGAGUUAAAACCCUAGUAAAUAGCCUUUACCUUUUGAUUGUCUAUUUGUAAGGCUACCAUCAAUUUCUCAACUGU